This is a messenger RNA of Lactuca virosa, 741 nucleotides long. Lineage: Eukaryota; Viridiplantae; Streptophyta; Magnoliopsida; Asterales; Asteraceae. The record is from the annotation of a GenBank genome assembly.
AUGGAACCUGCACAUCCCUCCACCUCCGCCGCACCACCAACACCACCGCCACCGCCGCCAGCAGACUACACACAAUACCCACCUGAGCCUCUCACAGAACGAGUCCUCCGUGCAUUAGAACACCGUCUCCGUCUCCUCCACCGCUCUAACAACGACUUCUUCAUCUUAGGCGCCACCGGAAACGUCUACACAGUCACCCUUUCCGCCGCUCCAUCCUGCACAUGCCCAGACCGCACCACCCCAUGCAAACACAUCCUCUUCGUUUACAUUCGCAUCCUCUCCAUCUCCCUCGACGACCCUUGUCUAUGGCGCCGAAACCUCCACCCUUGCCAACUCACCCGCCUCCUCUCAGCUCCCGUCUCUGCAGAUGCCGUUGCCGGUGUAGCCAUCCGACAACGCUUCCAGGAAAUGUAUCUUCACCGUGCCGCCACCAACCCGGAUGGGAAACGGCCGCCGGUGGUGGCAGAAGAGGGUUCGAAUUGUCCGGUGUGUCUGGAGGAGAUGGGGAGAGGUGAUCGGAAACUGGUGGCGUGUGCCACUUGUAAGAAUCCGAUUCAUGAAGAUUGUUUCAUGGCGUGGAAGAGGAGUAGCAGGAGAAGAUCAACGUGUUGUGUGAUAUGUCGAGCAAGGUGGAGAGAUCGAGCUGAACAGGAGAAGUAUAUUAACCUGUCGGCGUAUGUUAGCGAAGAUGAAAACGAUCAACAGGGUGAAGAUUAUUGUGGGGUGAAUUUAAUUAAUUAG